AUGAAGAAAAAGCAGGAUCUUGUCCAGGACUAUCAGAUCAGAAACGUGUACAACGAUGAAGCAUUUAUCACGAUGGAUGGAGACAAUCUGGAAUUUGAGGACUCGUAUACAUUCAACCCAAGAAUUCUCAGCAGCAUUGAGUUUGGUAGCGUUUUGGAAACACUCAGCAAAAAUCAGUCUGUGCCGGUCAAUAUUUCGCGGCUUGUAAAUGACACGCAAAACUACGAGUCAAGGCUUCUGGAGCACGAGAUUAAUCUGGACGACGAACAAGAGUAUUCACCAGAUCCACUCAAGACCAUAUUUGGCUACAUUUCAUACCCACUGGUUCUCCUACUAAAUUAUACAAUCCCUAUGAUGUCACUGUCGGACUUUGACCAGACAAUUAAACCGUCGUUUACCAGACUAAUGAAACUCUUGUGCUCUUUGUCCUGUGCACAAUUUAUCAUCAUUUACUCAUUUGCUGAAAAUGCAUCGUGGGGCACGAAACUCUGUCGGAGAUCUGAUUUCCAACCUGGUCAUAGCAAAUGUCGGCUAUCCACUGAUGGCACUCGCAGCAUGCUUUGGAGGCCCGUUAUUGAACUUACUUCUCGGGAUCGGUCUCAACGGGAAGAUCGUUGGCGAGGUCGACGUCAACAUGAAACCCAGCUUGUAUUUGACCUGUCUCUGGAUUCUCAUUAA
Ogataea angusta is the source of this 678-nucleotide messenger RNA. RefSeq lists its product as uncharacterized. Bases 1 to 678 code for a protein of 225 amino acids. The record is from RefSeq and is a predicted model, not a curated record. The transcript has 2 exons. NCBI's taxonomy places the organism in Eukaryota, Fungi, Ascomycota, Pichiomycetes, Pichiales, Pichiaceae.